AGGAGCCCAACAUUUCUUGUGGCACAUCUACCAACACCUUCACCUCUUCAUCGACAACAACGGGAAGAGUGUUUUGUCUGUACUCUCAAUUUUUGUUACCUGAUUUCACUUAUUUUUACCCCUUCUUUUUUAAUUGUUUUUCCAGUUAAGAGGCUUUUAGGCAAAAAAGAUAAAAAGAUGCUUGCCCUGUUUUUCUUGGCGUUACUUACUACUAGUCUAAAUCUACAUAUUGGAGCACAAGAUAGUGGCUCAAGGAUCAAGGUGUAUGCCAACAGAGGUGACAAUAUCACUCUGCCUUGUCACCUGGAGGGUCAGACCAGUUUGUUCGGAAACAGAAUCAAAUGGACCAAAAUUGAAGAUGACUCUACAGAAACUGACGUGCUUAUCUCCAUGGGAUUCCACAAGAAGACCUAUGGAAAUUUCCAAAGCCGUGUUUACCUGUUGGAGGCAGAUAACAAUGAUGCAACUUUGGUUCUGACUGACAUAAAUCUGAAAGAUUAUGGUACCUAUAUAUGUGAAGUCAUUAAUGGCUUGAAUGACAAGACCAUCGAAGUGGACCUUGAACUGCAAGGGGAAGAUUCACUUUCAUUCACAGGGGUUGUUUUCCCAUACACACCUCUUCGGGGACGUUACAACCUUAACUUCCAUGAUGCCGAGGCUGCAUGCCUGGAGCAGGAUGCUGUGGUUGCCUCAUUUGAGCAGCUCUAUGAGGCAUGGAGAGGUGGCCUGGAUUGGUGCAAUGCUGGCUGGCUGAAUGAUGGAACCGUGCAGUAUCCAAUCGUCAACCCCAGAGAGCCCUGCGGAGGCGCAAGGACUUCAGCUGGACUAAGAAACUAUGGUCAGCAGGACAAGUCCAACAGUCGUUAUGAUGUGUUCUGCUUCACAUCCAGCCUUAAAGGACACCUCUACUAUCUGAUCCAACCAAAGAAGCUGUCCUAUGAUGAGGCUGUCCAGGCAUGCAAGAACAAUGGAGCUGAGAUUGCAAAGGUGGGCCAUAUCUACGCUGCCUGGAAGCUGCUGGGAUACGACCGUUGUGAUGCCGGUUGGUUGGCCGAUGGUAGUGUUCGUUACCCGAUUGCCAGGCCCAGGAUGAACUGCAGCCCCACGGGGGCUGCCGUUCGCUUUGUUGGUUUCCCUGACAAAAAGCAUAAGCUCUAUGGGGUUUACUGCUAUAAAUCUCAGUAAAAAGUGAAACCACUUAAUUUCUCAUAUCACCAACUAAAGAGCAACAAUACCACAUCAACACUUAUGCAGGACCUUUUCCAUGAACUAGCCAUAACUGUGACAUAUAUUACAGGGAGGGAUACUGUAAAGACCAGUUUCACUAUGUUACUUUCUCUAUACUAUUUGUAAACACAAGAGUUAUUGUAUCACUCAUUUUCUUUUUUAUAUGGAUUCAUACAUUAUACAUAGGAACAACAAAGCAACAGCAUAAAAAAAUGGCAUGUGUUAAGGAUAUUCAGCUGGAAUUAUACUCAUAUAAUUUUACAAAUGUGAAAAAAGUGGGAAUGGGAAAAAGUGUUAGUUUGUCAAGAAUCAACUUGUGAUUGGUCAUUUUAACAUUGCAAUAAAAUGUGUACACUAUA
Molecule: messenger RNA, 1586 nt
Organism: Xyrauchen texanus (razorback sucker)
Lineage: Eukaryota; Metazoa; Chordata; Actinopteri; Cypriniformes; Catostomidae
Gene: hapln1a
Product: hyaluronan and proteoglycan link protein 1a
Exons: 4
Coding region: 178-1185 (335 amino acids)
Biological process (GO): cell adhesion
Molecular function (GO): hyaluronic acid binding
Source: RefSeq, a predicted model, not a curated record